Messenger RNA from Zootoca vivipara (common lizard), 2285 nucleotides. The record is from RefSeq and is a predicted model, not a curated record. Lineage: Eukaryota; Metazoa; Chordata; Lepidosauria; Squamata; Lacertidae.
CUCUUUUGUCUGCCCCUGGAUCCGUUGCCCGUCAAAUGCGGCAGCCGCUCCGGAGCUCCCCAGGUCGGGGCUGGGGAACCGCCAAACCGCUGAGCGCGCCCGGAGCUUCCGGGAAUCGGGAUCUACUUGGGGAGGAAGCAGGCGAGACCCGGACCCAGAACCGACGACAGGCUUUAAACCGGCUUCGGCUGGUCCCGAGUGUUUGGAUCCCCGUCCCGGACCGGUCUCGCCGCAACACGCAUUUACUUGUGCGCGCAAAGCAGCACUUUGCGCAACGCGACGCGUUUCCAAGGAAGGGCCGGGAGCGCCAAAACGGCGGGGAAACGGAUGCGAGGAUGGACGGCGGGGUGGGGAGAAGGGGCCAAGGUUGUUGGGCCGCUUGGGCUGACCCGGGUCCGGGUCUAGCUGGAUUCUGGACGGCAGGGAAUAAAAGCAGCGCGCCCGCUCAAACUUACCGGCUGCUCCUCCAUCCACCCGGGCGGCUCAGAAGUUUCCGAGCUGAGACGAAAGCAAAACAAGCCACCCGGCCGGAGGGCGGCCGCGCCUCCCUCUUCCUUCCCGCCGGCUGUCAGCCUCUCUUGCUUUCCCCGCCCCGCUCCUCCUCGGCUGCACCUGGGCGGGAGCGAGACUCCUGGGGCGCCGCUUUCUCUCGCGCUUUCCCCUCCCUUUGGCGCCGGACGGCACCCGACUCGCUGCCCAAACAGGCCGGCUCCGCACUCGCGCCCAGCGUAGGCCGGGGACGGGGAGAUGCCGGGCAGGCGGUCGUCGGGAGCCCAAGAUACUUCCAUUUUAAUCUUGGAUUGAUGUGCGUCCCCUGGUCAAAAAGUUCAUGGUCUUUUCACCAGGGUAUAUCACAGUCCAAAUCUGAAGAGCUCUGCCAGGUCAGGCUGAAGGCCCACCUAGUCGAGCAUCCUGUUCUCACAGUGGCCAAUCCUGCAAACAAGGACAUGAACACAACAGCCCUCUUGCUUCCAGUGAUUCCCAGCAACUAGUUCAACACCACCACCACCACUCAUAGACACUGACAGCCUGGGUGAGUUUCAACAGGAGUUGCUCCUGAGUAAGUCUGCAGAGGAGUAUAGCCAAACCAACUGAUUGUAUGCAUGCUCUUUUAACAGUGCUUACUACUGCCAUGUAAAUUUGUGUCGGGUUUUAGCAACGAUGGGGAACCAUAGGCCUGGGGUGGGGGGCAAAUGCAGCCCUACAUGCUUCUCUCUAGUGGGUGCUCAGGACUCUUCCCCAGGCAACACAUCCUUUCAAGCCACACCUUUCAGUUGCCCUUGCUUUGCACCCUCCUUGAAUGUUUUCGCCUUGCUGGAAUGUAAGGCUUGAACUCUGAUAAUGCCUCUUUCUUGCCUGCAUGGAGACAGAUGACUGAGUGUGAAGAAGUUUCGUGUACUGUACAAAGGCUAAAAUUUACAUUUCUCUCUCUCGCUCUGCCCACUUUUGCUUUAGGCCUUGCCUGCCAGUGACAUGAAGCCUCCUAAAGGCUGGUCAGAAGGGAAUGUGAUCCUUGAGCGAAAAAAACAUUUUCCCAGGCCCGGAUCACAGACUUGGCUGAAUGUACUCACCUGUGCAUUGCACUCAAUCAGGUCUGCACAACUCAAGAGCCAAGCAAGAGGAAGACCGCCUGUCAUGUGGCCAAUAAGUGGCCCUUUUAAAUAGUCCCGGGCAGAGAGCAAAAGCUGGAGUUGUUUGUCUGGUGGGCUGUAUUUGGCUUGGUGAGCCAUAAGUUGUGCAGGCCUGUGCUAGAGAAAGCUUGCUGCUGUGCCAUUCCUGUAUUAGGUCUACAGUUUUCUUGUGGGUAUGGGUGGGUGACUGAGGAGCUGUGGCUUAAUUUAAGUUUGGGUUCAGCUGGGGGAAGGAGAUGUAAAAGAGAACGGGGUUUGUUUUCUUUUAACAGCUGUACAAGAUUCUGAAUUUUUACAGGUGUUAGGGUAGGGAGCAAAGCUGACAUUUCUUCCUUGUUUAAAGUCACAGGAACUGUUUGCAUUGUGUCUGGUCAUCUUCAGCUCAAUAGCCAGGAGGGGCCCGUGGAUGCUGUUCUUGCGAAAAGCAGGCUUUUGAACUUGUGGCAUGAUAGCUUCCAUGUAAACAAAGAGAGCUUGUAUUUAGAACUGGAAUAUUUCUGGGUUGUUUUUUUUAAGCCACUGCUGUCUGAAGAUCAAUGGUUGUGCUCCGGACUCCACCCACCUGAGUCACCCAGCUCUGGGCACCCGUGACUCUACCUGGCUCCAAGGGGGAUUUUCCAGAUUUCUAUCUGCCUUCUCAUACUUAAGUCAUUC